AUGCUGCUGAGAAACGGAGCUCUCUCUGGGGGUUCCACCGGCCAGCUGCCACCAGAGGCCAGGCCCCUGUUUGAGGAGGGGGCAACUCUGGUGUUCAGAAGGUGGACAGCCCUCAGCCUGGCUGUUGAGGGCCAGUGGGGCGGCGCCAGCUCGGUGGAGAAGGCUGAAAACAUCUGGGCUGAGACCAUGGAGUGGUUUUACAAGAACAAGGAGCACUAUUCGGAUGACCUCGGGAUGGAGCUUGAGGACAGCAUGGAGCAGGACUUCAACAUGAAGCUGGAGGAUGGGAGCCCCUACGAGGUUGCAAAGGUGCUGGUGCUGCUGCACAGCGAGCUGCUGGCCAGAAAUGAGGCCACGCUGAACAGGCUGCGGCAGAGCGCACCGCUGCCCCCAACAGCCAGCAGACAAGAGCGGGUGGACAGGGAUGGCACUGUGCUAGCAGGAGAUGGAGAGGCAAGCAGCAGUGACAGCGACUCAGACAUGGACGAGGAUGGGAUGGAGGCAACGCCGUCUGACGCCGUGCAGCCAGCUCAGCGGCAGGGGCCCGUAAUCGACGAGGAGGGAUUUGAACUCGUGCAGAAGCGGCGCCCACGCGGCCGGGACAAGGGCUGAUAAAAUAAGAUAAAUUGCAUUAUGAGCUGUGUUCGUAGACUCUGACUUUGGUAUGACACUUGAGCAGCUAUUUGAGACUUAUCCCUGUUGCAGUUUUGUUUGCUUUAGGCAUACAUUAAAAGUGCUGGUGUACUAUGAGCUGCAAGCUUACUCAUCGGAGGCACAUUUAACGGCGGUUUGGAUCAAUUCCAUAG
Coccomyxa subellipsoidea C-169 is the source of this 806-nucleotide messenger RNA. RefSeq lists its product as hypothetical. Bases 1 to 612 code for a protein of 203 amino acids. Lineage: Eukaryota; Viridiplantae; Chlorophyta; Trebouxiophyceae; Coccomyxaceae. The transcript has 4 exons. The record is from RefSeq and is a predicted model, not a curated record. Gene Ontology annotation, biological process: maturation of SSU-rRNA from tricistronic rRNA transcript (SSU-rRNA, 5.8S rRNA, LSU-rRNA). Gene Ontology annotation, cellular component: nucleus.